UGGGCUGUAAAAUGAAGUGUUCCCCGGUGGAAACUUUAUAAAGCGCUCAGUGCAAUAGCUGGGAAAUAUGUUUUCAUUUAUGAUUAUUAUGAUCGUGGGGAAAUGUUUUUAAUCAUCAGUCAUAAAUUCCAACAACAGUUUUAGCACCAAAAAAUCAGUGGAAAUGUGUUUUGCCAAGAGGCUGAAGAAGAGAGUGGGAGAAAAAGAGGGUUGCCUGGACCCUUUUGGAGGGAGGUCAUCCAGCAGAGACUGAAAGUAGAGCUGCUGUGUCGAGAGAGAGGAGAUGGUGUGUCUUGGAUCAUGUCUUAUUGUUGUUGUUGGGUUAUGUCUGUUGUUUUGAAUCGAAUUUACAUCAAUGAACUGUGACUGAAAGACACGUUAUGUCCCCACAAACAUGAGACUUAGACAGAGCCGAAAACCCACUUACUCCAUACUGAAUACAACAGGAAAGUGAAGACCAACAAUGUAGCGUGAGUUGAGUUUUUUACAUCUUUUACAGCGAUAAAGUUGCUUUCCCCGUGAGCCAGAUCGAUCACACUACCUACCGAGUCUACUGGUAUCUAACAAUGCGUAAUAGAUCAUUGAAAUGGUGACUAUAAUAGCGCAAAGCGCAGUAGAUGGUCAAAGCGCAGUAGAGCAUUUGUCCCAUCCCUCACAAUAAUAAACUCAGUUAUGGUUCCCAUGAUGCUUUGCACUCCAGUCGACCAAUCACAGUGGUCGAUCGCUUCAACAUGGAUCCGCCUCUCUCCGUCUCCCGAGAGAUUGAGACAUGGAAAAAGACACCAAAUCCUUGUUUUAUAGCUUAAACAGCUCUAUCAGCUUGAUCUACGGUGGCCUCAAAAGGACAAAACAACUAGGGAUUCAUGACAAAGAAUAAAUAUUUUAGAAGUAAAAAAGUGUUGUUUUAUUGAAAACAUGUACUAAACCUGUGUUGCAGAUGCCUUAAACCUAUAAUAUAAAUGACCAUUUAUUGGUUUUAUAAGGAAGGAAAUCAAAAACCAGACUAGGGGGGUGAGAUGAGGUGAGUCUUUUAUGGUUGAUAUGGGGAACAAGAAAGAGAUGACACUCUUCUGAGGAGUGUUUCAGGAUUCAGUAGGUGGGAAUGGAGUCUUGGGUUGGAUGUACUUUAUAAAUCUCAAGAUGGAGUCCAAAAUAACUGCUCAAAGUUCUGUUUACGUCGAGUGUAAUAACAAUAGGAAUAGAGUUUGGGGGGAUUUAUCAUCACAAAGUGCGUUGGAGCGAUUUGUAGCAACAAUUCCUCUCAUUAUGAUCCAAACUAAUCCGUGAGUCGGAGACGUUUCAAAGACAUAAUUAAACUAAACUAUCAAUAGCUGAAAUGUAAAUGCAGCAACCCCGGGAGCUGCGUUUAUCUCUGCUUAAGUCCUCAUUCCACAAAUUGGAAUGUAAAAAUACACAAAGCAUUCAAGCAGUGUGAGAUGUGAAAUGAAAAAGGAGGAUUCAGACGGAGCCAGGAGGCGAACACACUCGAGAAUACCAACUUGUGUUAAUGACUUCACCAAGACUUUUUUAUCUUUGAGGUUCAUUGUCUAAAUAAAUGAACUCUGCCAUGAAUAUUAUUAUGAAGUUAAACUUGUGCUUGGGUCUAUUUGUCUGGCCAGACUUCGGACCUUCCUCCCUCACGGGUCAUGUUUGAGGUGACGCAAUAAACACACAUCUGAAGGUCAGUCGACCCUCCACACGCCUAACUGUCAUCCUUGUUUCUUCAAUGGGUUGACAUUGUUUUUAUUCUAGUUCAGCCAGAGAGGCUGGUCCCCUUCUCUUCUGGAGUUGUUGCUCUGAAGGUUUUCGGUGUUGGGUGUCGGAGCUCCUCCGGCCAGGCAACAGCAGGCAGACCUGAGUGUGAGCUGGGUUACACACACACACACACACACACCGGCCUGCAACUCCACACCUUCAGUGGCUCCACCCUGAUUGUGUGUUUAAAUAAUGUGGGAAAAUAGAUACACCCCCACCGAGCGCUCCUGUUUGAACAGGCGGGGAGGAGCCUGACGCACUUGAUCACUGGACCUGUGGGUGUCGGACAGGUACACUGAGAGUGAGAGAGGCAGAGCGUCUGGAUAUACAGUUCCUGUUCCGAGGAAAGCGGGGGAUCGAGUCGUCUUGGUUUGAUUGCUUUUCAUGUUGCUUUAAGAGCAGCUGGGAACAAGUGACAGAUCCUGGAACCCCCCAGAGAGUCCUCCUGUGAGGAGGGCAUGAAGUCAGCCGUGGAGCCGGGGAAGUCUGUCCUGCUGCGCGAGGAGGUGGCCCAGCUCCAGGAGGAGGUCAGCCUGCUGCGGCAGAUGAAGGACAUGUUGAGUAAAGACCUGGAGGAGACUCAGGGAAGCUGCUCGGCCGACGUGCUCUCCGCCACCGAGCUGCGGGUCCAGCUGGCCCAGAAGGAGCAGGAUCUAGUCCGGGCAAAAGAGGCCUUGCAAGCCAUGAAGUCUGACCGCAAGCGUCUGAAGGCGGAGAAGGCGGAUCUGGCCAAUCAGAUGCAGCAGCUCUACGCCACACUGGAGAGCCGCGAGGAACAGCUCCGGGAUUUCAUACGCAACUACGAUCAGCACAGAAAAGAGAGCGAGGACGCGGUGAAGACCCUCGCCAAAGAGAAGGACCUCCUGGAGAGGGAGAAGUGGGACCUGCGGCGACAGACGAAAGAAGCCACCGAGCACACAGGGAUGCUGCGCUCCCAGCUGGACCUCAAGGAGAACCGGAUCAAGGAGCUGGAGGCGGAGCUCGCCAUGAUGAGUAACUGUCUCAAUCAGAGAAUGGAAUUCCGGAUCUUUGAGCGGUUCGGGGAAAGGGACUUCUCCCCCAGGGUUCUGGCGGCCAAGCAGUCUCUGGCCACACUGACCAAGGAUGUGCCCAAGCGCCACUCCCUGGCGAUGCCCACAGAGACGGUCGUCAACGGCAACAACCAGGAGUGGGUGAUGCAGGCGGACCUCCCGCUCACCGCUGCUAUCCGGCAGAGCCAGCAGACGCUCUACGUCCACGCUGGGAUUCCCACCGACCGACAAGUGGCGGCUGUGCGUGUGAGUCCAUGCCACUCGCGUCAGCCUUCCAUCAUCUCCGACGCCUCGGCCGUAGACGGGGACCGGUCAUCCACACCGAGCGACAUCAACUCACCGCGCCAUCGGACUCACUCCCUCUGCAAUUCUCUAGAAGAUCUGGAGGUGGCGAAAUGUAAGAAGAAGAAGGAGAAGAUGGGUCUGGGCUCUCUGUCACGCGUCUUCCGGGGAAAGCAGCGCAAGUCCCUGGACCCGGGUCUGUUUGAUGACUCGGACAGCCUCUGCAGCUCCGGCCGCCUCAGUCUGAACCUCUCCGAUGGGCCGGAGGAUCAGCUGGACCGACUCCAGCAGGUGGAACUGGCCCGCAGCAUCCCCAUGUCCCAGUGGCGGGCCGGCACAGUGCAGGCCUGGCUGGAGGUUGUCAUGGCGAUGCCCAUGUACAUCCGCGCCUGCGCCGAGAACGUCAAGAGUGGGAAGGUUCUACUGGGCCUGACGGAUCAGGACCUGGAGGUCGGGCUCGGGGUCACCAAUCAGAUGCAUCGCCGGAAACUGCGUCUGGCCAUUGAGGAUUACAGAGACGCUGAAAACGGAAGAGGUUUGUCCAAAGCCGGGGAGCUGGACCACCACUGGGUGGCCAAGGCGUGGCUGAGCGACGUCGGUCUUCCUCAGUACUCCCAGUCGUUCCACACCCACCUGGUGGACGGUCGCCUGCUCAACUCCCUGACCCGCCGCGACCUGGAGCGCCACCUCAACAUCACCAAGAAGUUCCACCAGAACAGCCUGCUGCUGGGGAUCCAGCUGCUGCACUCGCUCAACUUUGACAAGGAGGCUCUUCAGGCUCGCAGGGCCCAGUGUGAACACCAGAAUGUGGAUCCACUCGUGUGGACCUCGCAUCGAGUCAUCAAGUGGAUUAAAGACAUCGACCUCAAGGAGUUCGGUGACAAUCUGCUCAGCAGUGGGGUCCAUGGAGCCGUCCUGGUGCUGGACCCCACCUUCACCUCGGACACCAUGGCAACAGUGUUGGGUAUCCCCAGCAACAAACACAUGGUCCGGCGCCACCUAGUGGAGGAGAUGAGCAGCCUGAUCGGUGCAGCCAGGAACGAUGGACCACACGAGCACCAGAGUUCGGGCCCGGGAACGCCGCCAACCCCGUGCCGCCAGAACUCAGCGGGCCGGUCGCCGAGCUCGGCGAGUCGACAGACUGAAGAGGACAGCUCACUGAGGAGGAGAGCAGUGAAGCCUCCAACUGGCUACAGCCCAAAAGGUCGCAAUGGUCGCGACCUGAGUUGCCAUGGCAGCUACGGCUCGCUGCCGCGGGACACCCGGGACUCGACGCCCAGCAGAGUCCAGGGGAGCCCCAUCCACAGCUACGCCAACGUGGGGAUCACCAACGUGUGACUCAGCUGGAGGAUGUGUUGGAAUAAAGGGGCCUUUGUGAUACGUCAUGCACUUUUUUUAUCCGGGCUGUUUCCUGGAUCUGUGAAUGAUUGAUCCCAAGAUGGGACCGGACUCCUGGAGCGUUUCUCUGAAGGAAACUGGACUUGUAACUUCCUGAUGUGAUCAAUGUUUGACUGUCUGUGAUGCCUUGUUUGAUCGAACUAACUUGAACCGGUAUGUGACUCUCACUGUGGUGUCCAACAAAUGUAGCACUGUCCGCCAAUGUUUGAUACAAUACGGUGUCAUUUGUACAAUGUCUGAAUCAUGAAUAUCCUGUACAUACUUUGUGUGGAUGGAAACAAUUUGGAAUAAAACAAAAAUG
Messenger RNA from Synchiropus splendidus (mandarinfish), 4767 nucleotides. It is a transcript of the gene kazna, whose product is annotated as kazrin, periplakin interacting protein a. Lineage: Eukaryota; Metazoa; Chordata; Actinopteri; Syngnathiformes; Callionymidae. The coding region runs from base 2214 to 4406 and encodes 730 amino acids. The transcript is spliced from 15 exons. The record is from RefSeq and is a predicted model, not a curated record. Gene Ontology annotation, molecular function: protein binding.